AUGACGACGACGACGAGGACAUCUCCACCCCUUUUGUUAGGCGCUUCUUCGGUGAGGAUCGUCGGUCGAGAACAAAAAAGGGAGAGAAGAAGGAAGAUUAAUCCUUCUCCGCCGGGGGUGAGCGCGUUCUUUAACAACAACGCGGAGAAGAAGAAGAAGAAGAACGAUGACGACGAGGACGACGAGAAAAGAAGAGGAAAAGCAAAGAAAACCAUAGAGUACGACCAGAUACGACCAGGGCAAGGACCGAACGCGCCAAAGUUUCCAGAGAUUUGCGAGUAUUUGGUGUCGUCGAACUCGAAUUCGAGCACAGUUGAAGGCAUUUCUCCCUUGGCGUUUCGAGAGAGAUAUUACGACAACGAUGACGAAAAAGGAAUGAAAGGGUUAUUAUGGAAUAAAACGAGUAGUGAUAGCAAAAAGAAUACGUAUUAUCUCGAUCUGCGGCAACCGUUAGAACACGAGGAUUGGCAAGUGCCUCCGUUUCAAGGCGGAUGCGCCUACCAGAUUCCGUCGAAGAACGCUUUUCGUAGAAUAUCCGGGUACGCUUUGUCAAUCAAAGGAGGUCUGAAAGAACGCGACGAAGAGUUCGUGAAAAAGGUUUAUGAGACUUGUAAUGAGGAUUUAUCGGCGACAGUUAUCGUGUGCGAUUUGAAAGGUGGGUCGAUAAAAAAAGCGCAAAGUUCGGAAGCGAGUAACCGAGGCGUGAUCGAUCGCUCGGAUUCGUUCGCCGUGCGAGCGUGUUACGAGCUCGUCCAAGCGGGGUUUUCUGACGUGAAAUUCAUAGAAGGUGGGUUCCCCGGGUUAAUCGAUGACGCAGGAUUACCGUACACGAGUGAAAAGUUUUCGGAUUUAUUACGAAAUCAAUCGGAAGGGAACAGGAAACUCUUAAUGUACGCGAAACUCUUACCGGAUCCGACGAUAUUACCCGGCGUUUUGAUUCAAGGCGGCGUGUUUCUCAUAUUCGGGUUGGCGUUUUAUAACGUCAACGGUUUUGGGGAUUAUCUCAGUGAAAACGUCCCGGCUGCGUGUAGCUUCUUGCCUAUAAAAUCAGAGAGAAAGUAUCAAGAGCUUUAUUACACACACACACACGCGCACCUAGAGAGAGAGAGAGAGAGUAUCGCCGGCGCUCUCGCUGUGAAAGCAUCAGACAUGGAAGAAAACGAGCACCUUUUACCGGGCAGCCCGUUUCCCCGUGAAAUUUCAUCAUCAAAGAACAAGAAGAAGAGAGGAUCGUCGUGGUUCGUAAAAGUCCUCCUCGUCUCGCUCAUCAUCUUGCUCUCCGUCCUGGGAACGGUUGGUUUCCUCUCAAACGCAGUCGUUACGCGAGAGGACGAACACCAGACGAGAACAAAGAUGAUUCUCAUGAAAUUCCUCUCCCUCGGGGACGCGGGAGGAGCGCAAAAAGCAAAGGAGGAGAAAAAAGCAAAAAAUGGCUUCAAAAUACGCGUUCCAUUCCUCCGGCAUCACGGUUCGGAAAAACCACGCGAAACAUCCGAAAAGAAUGUAGGACCAAUCGAAAUGGCCAAAAGAAGUCUCUCGAAAGAACACGGGAACAACGAAGACUUGGUGAAAGUGAUGGAGGAGAACGCGAAGAAGAGGCUGUUGUUUAAGGCGGCGGCGGAGGCGAGGGAGGGACCCGCGAGGGGUCUGGACGAGGACGAGAACAUCGCGGGCGACGGUGAGUCCGUUGGGGGUGACGAACAACGUCGCGUGAGUAGUCCUCGCGCUGUAUCGGUUUCUUCGUCGGCGGAGGAUGACGAUGAUGAUGAUUCGAAUAAGAGGUCCCCGAGAGAGCAACAACAACGACAACGACAACAACAACAAACGAAUGCGAAUACGAAUACGAAGAAGAAUGUACCAAAAGCGAAAAACACGAACAAGGAAGUGCCGAAUUAUAAAUCUCAAGCCGAAGCGAAUUUACGAAUGAUACCGACGAGUUUGUUCGAUUUGUUCAAAAGUAAAGAGUACGAGGAAGAGGAGAAAGAAGAGAAGAGUUACUUUGAGAACAACGCCAAGUGCGAGAACGUGUUUACGUUGGGAUUGGAAGGCGUCGGGCACCACGCGUUUCAGAUGGGGAAAGACGCGUUCGUGAAGACACUUUUGAGAGAACAUUUGGGGAACGUUGAAGAGAAGAAAAAGAGUGGUAAUACGAAUAAUAACAAAGACAUAGUCGAAAUGCACGCGCGAGAGGAGGACCGGAUGUUUAUCGAUAACGACGACCAUUUUUGGAACUUGAUUCUCGAGAACAAAUACGACGAGAUUUUCAAGACGUUUCGAAAAGGAUGCGAAGAAGUGGCGAAAAAGAACGGGAACGAAAAAACGGCGUGUUAUAGCACUCGGUCGUUUUCGUUCCCGCAUAAGUUAGGUCCGUUUGCGACUGGAUCGGGUUUAGACGUGAACCACGCGCAGCGAUGGGACCCGAGAAACCCAGAGCAUCGAAAAUAUCUCUUCGAUCACGGCCAUCCGAUUAACAUUUUGAAAUACUUCGAGGCGGCGGAACGGAACGGAUGUCAAGUGAAAUUCAUCUUGUUGCAUAGAAAUAUCGUAGAAACCGCGCGUUCGCACAAAACCUGGGAUCAAGGAUUAGAGAAACAUUUGAACGUUCUGAAAAUGUUCGCGGAAUACAUCGACGUCUCGUUGGCAAACUUACCGAGCAACUCGUGGCGACGAGUCAACUACGAAGAUUUUUGGCGACCUCACGAAGAACGCGACAGAAUCUUCCAAACCUUAGCGACGGACUUUUUGCACUGGUCCUCCGACGCGCACGAAUCGUUCAUGAACAGUCAGUUCGAUUUGAACGUCCACCCGAGAAAGUACAAAACGAACGAUAAACCGCCGUGCGACGAAGUUCGAGAGUUGGAUCGAGUGCAGCGGAAUUUCUUCGAUAGGAAGUUGACGUCGUACUCGAAGCGAGAGAAACACGUGACGAACUUACCGUUGUCGCAUUUCUUCACCGAGUCGCCGAACAAGGCUUUGUACGAGCAGUGCUGGGAAGCGUCCAAGGCGAGUUUACUCGGUAAACAAUAA
This is a messenger RNA of Bathycoccus prasinos, 3027 nucleotides long. RefSeq lists its product with no specific name. NCBI's taxonomy places the organism in Eukaryota, Viridiplantae, Chlorophyta, Mamiellophyceae, Mamiellales, Bathycoccaceae. Bases 1 to 3027 code for a protein of 1008 amino acids. The transcript has 2 exons. The record is from RefSeq and is a predicted model, not a curated record.